GUUUGGUAAGCGGCUUUGUUUUCCUCAUUCUUCCCAUUAAAUUUCAAGGCGGAAGCGAGAUUUUGUUUAAAAAUUUUUGGUUACAGUUAGCGAGGCUCCUUUGUUAGUAAAAUUAUGCUGUAACUUUAUGCAUUAUUUUGUUCAUGAUUUCAGCUCAAUUUAAUUAAAAUUUUUAAUUUCAGACCAUAAUUUGAUAGUUUUAUUCAAAUCUGUUCAAUUUUCUUUUACAAAAUCAGUUUAAAUUAAAAAUGGAACAACAAAAGCAGCAGCAAAUUGAUGAGCAAAAUUGGCAACCUUCUCAAUCAGAAUUGCAACAAAUUAUUGCUUUAUUGCAACAUUCACAGUCGUCUGAUAAACAGAUGCAGCAGCAGAUUCAACAGCAAUUAGAUCAACUAAAUACGCAUCCACAAUUUUGUUGUUAUCUUCUCUUUAUUCUCAGCAAGCUUAUGAAUGAGCAGGUUCAGAUUCGAGCAAUGAGUGGUUUACUUUUAAAGAACACAAUAAAAAAUAAUUGGCCAAAUUUGCCGGAACCUAUAAAAUUGUAUGUUAAGAGAAAUUGUUUUGGAGCUAUUGGAGACGCUUCUGCACUUGUUAGGGCAACUGUUGGAAUAAUUAUAACAACAAUAUUUUUACAUGAAAAUGUUGAAAAGUGGCCGGAGUUAUUGCCUACAUUAUGCCAUUUUUUGGAGACUCAUGACAACAAUUUUAAUGAGGGCACCCUUGGAGCAUUACAAAAAAUAUGUGAAGAUUCCGCUGCUUGUUUUCGACCGGAAGAUGUUAAUUUAUUAAUUGAAAAAGUUCUUCCUUUUUUCAACUCUCCAAUUGGCAAACUACGCGCUCUUUCAGUAAAUGCAGUAAAUUGUAUUCUUUUGGUGCAUAAUGAAUCAAUUUCUGGAGUGAUUGACCCUUUUUUGCAAUGUUUGUUUAGAUUGGCUAAUGAUGAUGAUCAGGAAGUUCAAAAACAACUUUGCCGUGCACUUACUCUCUUGUUAGAAAGUUUUAUCGAAAAAAUUGCUCCACAACUUCCAAAUAUUGCCGAAUUUAUGCUUUUACGCACAGAUGAUACAAAUAAUGAAGAAACUGCUUUAGAAGCCUGUGAAUUUUGGUUAGCAUUUGCUGAAAGUCCACAAAUUUGUAAAGAAGUUUUGGCACCAAUUCUUGGAAAAUUGCUUCCUGUUUUAAUUAAAUGCAUGAGAUAUUCUGAAACGGAUAUUAUUUUAUUGAAGGGAGACGUAGAGGACGAUGCAAAUGUUCCUGAUAGAAUUGAAGACAUUAAACCUCGUUUUCACAGAGCUAGGACUCAAGGCUUAGGAGCAUCUUCACAUCAAGACGGUGAAAAUAAUAAUACAAAUCAACAGGCUGGAAAUAAUAAUAAUAAUGAAAGUGAUGAUGAAGAAGAUUUUGGUGAUGAAAGUGAUGAUGAUUCUAGUACAGAAUGGAAUUUAAGAAAAUGUGCUGCUGCCUCAUUAGAUGUUCUUUCUGGUGUAUUUAGCGAUGAUUUUCUUGUAUAUUUAUUACCAAUUUUAAAAGAUACUUUAUUUUCUGAGCAUUGGGAGAUUAAAGAAAGUGGAAUUUUAGCAUUGGGUGCAGUUGCUGAAGGUUGUAUGAAUGGAAUGACCCCCCAUUUACCAAAUUUAAUACCUUAUUUGAUCAACUCGCUUCAACAUACACGCGCUCUAGUUCGCUCAAUUACAUGCUGGACACUUUCUCGUUAUUGUCAUUAUGUCGUUCAACAACCACAGGGCCCUAUGUUUAACCAAUUGCUCAAAGAGUUGUUAGCACGUAUUUUGGAUAGAAACAAACGUGUACAGGAAGCUGCUUGUUCUGCUUUUGCUACCUUUGAGGAAGAAGCUAGUCACGAACUUGUUCCUUACCUAGCGGAGAUACUUGGCACUUUGGUUGAAGCCUUCAAACGAUACCAGGCCAAAAACCUAUUAAUCCUCUAUGAUGCAGUUGGAACUCUAGCAGAUAGUGUUGGUUCCAAUUUGGCAGAUCCGCCAUUUGUAGAUAUGUUAAUGCAACCUUUAAUGGCUAAAUGGGCAAUACUUAAAGAUGAUGAUAAAGAAUUAUUUCCUCUACUUGAAUGUAUUUCAUCUGUAGCAACAGCUUUACAUUGCUCAUUUCUUCCAUAUGCUGAACCUGUGUUUCAACGUUGUGUUCAUAUUAUUUCUAACACGUUACAACAAAGUCAGGCGGCAGCUGCUGCAACUUCUUCAGCAACACAGCAAGCUCUAAAUGACCAAACAGAUAAAGACUUUCUAAUUGUUGCAUUGGACCUUCUUUCAGAAUUAACUGAAGCUUUACGUGAUUAUAUUGAGCCAUUAGUUGAUCAAAGCAAUUUAAAUCAACUUAUUUAUAUUUGUUCACAGGAUUCAACAAAUGAAGUUCGCCAAAGUUCUUUUGCAUUAUUAGGAGAUUUAUCUAAAGCAUGUUAUUCUUAUCUACAACCAAAUGUACACCAAUUUAUACCAAUUCUUGCCCAAAAUUUAAAUCCUGAGCAUGUUUCUGUUUGUAAUAAUGCAAUCUGGGCACUUGGAGAAAUUUCUUUAAAUAUUGGUGAACAAAUGAGACAAUAUGUUCCAAUAAUUUUGCCACAACUUAUUAUUGUGAUGAAUCGGGAUAAAGGACCAAAAACGCUGCUUGAAAAUACGGCUAUCACACUUGGCCGAUUUGGACUUUCUUGUAGUUCAGACGUAUCUCCUUUCUUGUUUGACUUCAUCCGUCCAUGGUGUUUGGCUUUAAGAAAUGUUCGUGACAAUGAUGAAAAGGAGAGUGCUUUUCGUGGACUUUGCUUAAUGAUAAAUUGUAAUCCUCAAGGAGUUGCAAAUUGUUUUAUAUUUUUGUGUGAUGCUAUAGCGUCUUGGCAGACACCUAGUGAUGAAUUGCGUUUUAUGUUUGGUCGGAUCCUCUCAGCAUUUAAACAACAAGUUGGCCUUGAAAAUUGGAAUAAUUUUGUGGCCCAAUUCCCGCCAGCAUUAAAACAAAAGCUUGGGACCCAGUAUCAGCUUUGAUGCUUUUGGAAUAUUUUAAAGUUUUUUGCGCGGGUUUUUUGGCUCCGAAUAAAAAUAAAAUAAAAAUUUUUUUAAUAUUUAAAUUUGAUUUUUUUGUUUAUGUCCUCGUUUAUUUUUGUGUUAUUUUUUUUCUGUUUUGUGUUCAUUUCUUCAUAUCUUCCGUCCGUUGUUUUUGUUCUUCGUUUUAUACUAUAAAUAUAUUAUUUGACUUGAUAAAUCAGAAUUUUUUGAAUUUAUUUUUAAACUAUUGUGACGAUAAGGGUUUUUUACUAAACUAUUAAUGAUAGGAGAGAUUUUAAAAUUUUUGUAACCUUAAUUUUUUAAAUACUUUAAUGUAUUAAGCUUACAAUUAAUAUAAAUCAAACAUUUUUAUGUUGUUAAUUCUCUAGGUUUUUAUGAUUUUUUGGUAGCUGUUUAGAGAUCUUUGUUUAGAUUAAAUAGAGACUGGAGUUGUAAAAAAUCUCGGGGAUGGUAUCUUUUUAUGCUUCCGGGCUCUCUAAUAAACUGUCAUGUAUAUCAACUCUAAUAUAUAGUCGGACCUCAGUACACCCUUUGAGACUGAGAAAAGUAUUGUGUACCUUACGGCUAUUAUCCUUAUAUAGGAUAUUAUUUCGAUCAUUAUUGUGUUAGAACCUUUCCCCCACCCAGUGGCAACCAGCUUCUAAAAUUAAAUUUUUAGCCAUUAUUGAGGUCCAAUUAUAUUUCAAACAUUUUAGUUUUGUCUUUUAUCUUUUAUUAUCUUUUUUAUCAUUAUAUAUGUAUCAUCUUCAGCUAACUUAUGA
Messenger RNA from Meloidogyne enterolobii, 3793 nucleotides. Lineage: Eukaryota; Metazoa; Nematoda; Chromadorea; Rhabditida; Meloidogynidae. The record is from the annotation of a GenBank genome assembly.